AUGUUUGCAGUAACCAGCAUGUUUUGGAAAUUUGAUCUCCAUUCAUCAUCACACAUAGAUACACUUCUAGAGAGAGAAGAUGUAACACUGAAGGAAUUGAUGGAUGAAGAGGAUGUUCUGCAAGAGUGCAAGGCUCAGAAUCGCAAACUUAUAGAGUUUCUGCUGAAGUCAGAAUGCUUGGAAGACUUAGUUUCAUUUAUUAUUGAAGAGCCACCUCAAGACAUGGAUGAAAAAAUCCGAUAUAAAUAUCCAAACAUAUCAUGCGAGCUGCUUACAUCAGAUGUCUCACAGAUCAAUGAUAGGCUGGGAGAAGAAGAAUCCUUACUUGUGAAACUGUACAGCUUCCUCUUAAAUGAAUCUCCUCUAAACCCUUUACUGGCCAGUUUCUUCAGCAAGGUGCUAAGUAUUCUUAUAAGCAGAAAACCAGAACAGAUUGUGGAUUUUUUAAAGAGGAAACAUGAUUUUGUAGAUCUCAUUAUUAAGCACAUAGGGACCUCUGCUAUCAUGGACUUGCUGCUCAGGCUACUGACUUGCAUAGAACCUGCACAGCCCCGGCAAGAAGUGCUGAAUUGGCUAAAUGAGGAAAGAAUUAUUGAGAGGCUAGUGGAAAUCGUACAUCCAUCUCAAGAUGAAGAUAGGCAUUCAAAUGCAUCACAGUCACUCUGUGAAAUUAUUCGUCUAAGCAGAGACCAGAUGUUACAAGUACAGGGCAGUUCAGAACCAGAUCCACUGCUUGCAAGUCUAGAGAAGCAAGAAAUCAUAGAACAGCUUCUGUCUAAUAUUUUUCAUAAAGAAAAAAAUGAAUCCGCAAUAGUCAGUGCAAUCCAAAUACUGUUGACCUUACUUGAGACAAGACGACAGACAUUUGAAGGCCAUAUAGAGAUAUGCUCUCCAGGCAUGAACAAUUCAACAUACUUGGUCAACAAAAAUGUUUUAGAAGCCAUAAAAGUACGACUUCCAUCUUUCCAUGAACUCUUGCUUGAGCCUCCAAAAAAAAGUGUUGUGAAGACAACCUGGGGAGUAUUGGAUCCACCCGUUGGAAACACACGUUUAAAUGUAAUUAGGUUAAUAUCUUGCCUAUUACAGACUAAUACAAGCAGUGUGAAUCAGGAGCUUAUAGAGCUUAACAGCAUAGGAAUAGUACUGGACAUGUUCUUUAAGUAUACAUGGAAUAACUUUUUGCAUACUCAAGUAGAAAUCUGUGUUGCAUUGAUUCUUGCAAGUCCUCUUGAAAGCACAGAAAAUGUUACAAUUACAGAUCAGGAUGCCACUGGGGAGGACAAUCUCUUACUGAAACAUCUCUUCCUUAAGUGCCAAUUAAUAGAACGAAUACUUGAAGCAUGGGAGAUUAAUGAGAAGAAACAAGCUGAAGGAGGAAGAAGACAUGGCUAUAUGGGUCAUCUGACAAGGAUAGCAAACUGUAUUGUGCAUAGUACAGACAAGGGGCCAAACAGUACUCUAGUCCAGCAGCUCAUUAAAGAGCUUCCAGAUGAAGUCAGAGAACGAUGGGAGACAUUUUGCACAAGCUCUUUAGGAGAAACUAACAAGAGGAAUACAGUUGACCUGGUUACUACCUGCCACAUUCAUUCUUCCAGCGAUGAUGAAAUUGACUUCAAAGAAACUGGCUUCUCACAGGAUUCUUCUUUGCAGCAGGCCUUUUCUGAUUAUCAGAUGCAACAAAUGACGUCCAAUUUUAUUGACCAGUUCGGCUUCAACGAUGAGAAGUUUGCUGAUCAAGAUGACAUUGGCAAUGUUUCUUUUGAUCGGGUCUCAGACAUCAACUUUACACUCAAUACAAAUGAAAGUGGCAACAUAGCUUUGUUUGAGGCAUGCUGUAAGGAGCGGAUACAGCAGUUUGAUGAUGGUGGUUCUGAUGAAGAGGACAUUUGGGAAGAAAAACAUAUUUCAUUUGCACCAGAGUCCCAGAGGCGUUCCAGUUCGGGCAGUACAGACAGUGAAGAAAGUACAGAUUCUGAAGAGGAGGAUGGAACAAAACAAGACUUGUUUGAAUCACACACCAAUACAGAGGACAAAAUGGAAGUAGACUUAACUGAACCACCAAAUUGGUCAGCUAACUUAGAUGUACCCAUGGAGACUGCACAUGUUGCCAGUCUGCAUUCUGAGUCUGAUGUGUGGAGUACAGAAGAGCCUAUGCCAGCAAAAGAAACUGGUUGGGCCUCCUUUUCAGAGUUUCCAUCCUCUUUAAGCUCAAAAGAUUCUCAAAGAAGCAGUUCUCCUGUGGAAAUGGAAACAAACACAGACCAAGUUGACCCAUUGAGUGCAAAUGUAACUCCUCUUGCAACACAGCUAGAGACCCCAGGAAGUGUUGCUAUGGAGGCUAGCUCAGAUGGAGAAGAUGACAUAGAAAAUGCAGACAAGGUAACUGAAACAAUAAUGAAUGGCAGCAUGAAGGAGACACUGAGCCUUACUGUAGAUGCUAAAACUGAAACAGCUGUUUUCAAAAGUGAGGAAGGAAAAUUGUCCCCCUCACGGAAUGCUUCUUGUAAAUAUGUAGUAGAAGAGAAUGCAGAGAUUGCAGAAGAGGCUUCUUCAGCUCUGCAGCCUACUAACAGUAGUCCAGAACAGAGGACUGAGGAACAAACCCAUUUAGAAGAGGGGUCUGUUAAUGGCCCUGUAUGAUAUGUGAUGUCUGCUACCUUGGCUGAAGAAAAUGAACUGAGAUCCAGGUGUUUGAGUGUUUCUUGAGGAUUUCAUCUAGACCCUGUUGAAGCCAGUCACUUCUGCACUAAUUUUGCAAGGGAUCAGGACCAGCAACAUUUAUAUUCUAGAUUUUAAGACAUUGUACAGAAAUUCCUAAGUGUAAAAAUAUUGCACAUUGAGAAAUACCAAUAAUUUUUGCGUACGUUUAUAUUGUAUUGUUCUUAAUAAUGGGUAGCCUGUGAAAUAAGAUCAUGCUACCCAGGUAAUGAUGACAGUAGUGUUACUGUAGUUAAAAUGGCUGUAAGAAUAGUUUUAUAAAAAAGUGAAUACACAAAUCUAAUGUAUUUGAGACAACUAUUUGAUGAUUAGUGUGACCAAAGUAUUUAGCAGUUUUCAUACAUUUUUCACCUUGUAAAAA
Molecule: messenger RNA, 3079 nt
Organism: Chaetura pelagica (chimney swift)
Lineage: Eukaryota; Metazoa; Chordata; Aves; Apodiformes; Apodidae
Gene: PPP6R3
Product: protein phosphatase 6, regulatory subunit 3
Exons: 23
Coding region: 1-2640 (879 amino acids)
Cellular component (GO): nucleus; cytosol
Molecular function (GO): protein phosphatase binding; protein phosphatase regulator activity
Source: RefSeq, a predicted model, not a curated record